AUGUUCAGAUUUGCCCAACAAUCUCAAGCUAUCAAAGGUAGACUUUCAAGCCAGCUUACUGGCCCAGUCACGUCAUGGACUUCUCAUACUUUGAAUUAUUCCUUGAGAUAUAACUCUACUGACCAGACUACUUUUCAACCUGCUAAUAAUAGCGCAACUCGUUUACGUAACCAAUUAAGUUCUAUUAACGCAGCCUUAGUUUCAGGCUCAACAUCUAACAAGAAAAAUAAUAAUCGUAAUAAUCGUAAUAAUAAGAAUAUUUAUUCAAGAAUCAAUACAUCUACUUUGAAACCAGAGGCAGUCUGGAGCAAUAAAGUCCGUGCAUUUGAAGAAUGUGUUGCUCAAUCUUUAUACAUGUCUCAAACUCCGAGACGUAAAAAUAUGAGGGAAUCUUCAAAACAACCUUUAUCAAACUCCGAUCCCCUAUUUUGGGAUUCUCUUUCCAAAGCAAUGGAAUUAUAUUAUGAAUUAAAACUAUCUAAUGAAUUAAAUGAAGUUAGAGUUUCAGGCAUGAUUCAUCUAUUGCAUAAUGGGUUAAGAGCAAAUAGAUAUCAACUGACAAGAUUAACUAAAAAACCAGACAGAGAUUCUCAGUCUUUCCAAAGAGGAAUUACCUCAUUCCUUUUGAACUCCCUAAGAGAUAUUUCAAAUGAUAUCUUGCAAAAUUCCGUUACUAUUAAUGAGUAUGGUGCUAUGCAUUUGAUUACCUCAUUUAAAGAAUUAUUCUUAGAGGAGGAAGCCAUUCGAAUUUGGACGAAGUCAGUUAGUUCAGAAAGUUCAGAAAAGCUUAAUGUUUUCCUAAAUCCAAGAGUAGUUGGGGUCAUGUUACCAAUAUUAUAUGAACAUGGUACACCUUAUGAAGAAAUUAAAUCAUUAUAUGAAAAAUCUUCCAAAACUCUAGACUUCUUUCAUCCAAAUUUAGCUGUAGGUAUGAUCAGAGCAGCACUAUCAGCAAAUGACGUUAUGUCAGCAUUACAUUUGUUUGAAAAAUUAUGUAAAGCAUCCGAUGAAUCCAAGUAUGGUUAUUUAAUUGAAACUCAUUUAUCAUUCAUUGGUGAGUGUAAAGAUUUAACUAUUGCAAAAUCGUUUUUUAAUAAAGUUUUAAAUGAUGAUAUUCCAUAUAAAGUAGAUUUACAAGUAUCCUAUGUUAAAUCUUUUAUGAGAAAUAUUUGGGAAAACACCAAUGAUUUUUCACAAAUUCAUGAAGUUUGGCAUAAAUCUUUAAUUCACUACGGUAAACAUAUUCAUAACGGUAUUUCAUCUUCAUUAAAUGAUACAUUUUUUGAUAUUUUUUUCACAAAUUAUUCAAAUAAUAAAGAGCAAGGAUUUGAAGAGUUGAAAUCUAUAAUUGCUGAGUAUAAUAAUAUAAAAAAAAUUGAUGAACCUUUCUUUAAUAUUAUUUUAACAAAAUGCGCCGUUUGGAGAGAUCGUGAGAUUAUUGAAUAUAUCGACAAUUGUUAUGAUUUAUUUCACAUACCGAAAACAAUUGUCGCUUAUAGAAUAUUGUUAAAAUCAAUGGGUUCUGUUGAUGAUAUCACUACAGAUGAGAUUUUAAAGAGAUGGGUAACAUUACUUGAAAAAUCAGAUGAAUCAAGACAAAAAUUCAUUGCAAAUGCUGAUUGGGCUGCCUUAAGAGAUUCAACCUUAACUUGGGCGCAAAAUGAAUAUAACACUAGAAGCAAAACUUUAAAACCAACAAAAAAAUUAAGUGAUGUCUUAUUGAAAAAUUCUUUAUUAGGUAGUAAUAUUGAUAUGGAGCCUUUUAAAAAUGCCGCAGGAAAUCUUGAUCUUUCACACCCUGCUUUCCAAGCUGCAAGUCAAUCUGGUGCAUUUGAUGAUUUGCAUGACGUUACAGGGUCAAAUGGUGAAGAAAUAGAUCAAGACAUACAACGUGAGAGUUUUUCUACAGACUUAGAUAUUCCUUCAUCAGUGAAAGAAAGAGUUUUAUUAUAUCUACAAAUUGUCAAGAAAUUCUGUAGUUAUUGCCGUGAUACAAAGCAAUAUGCUCAUAUAACAUCUAUUCAAGUUAAAAACACUCCAAUAUUAAGGUCAGUUUUGGAUGCUUAUCCAGUCAUAGAUGAUUCCUUCAUUGAAAUACCUCACUUUAAUAAUUUAACUACCCGAGAAGUUACUUUUACUAGAUUUUAA
This is a messenger RNA of Henningerozyma blattae CBS 6284, 2148 nucleotides long. RefSeq lists its product as uncharacterized. The transcript has a single exon. The record is from RefSeq and is a predicted model, not a curated record. The coding region runs from base 1 to 2148 and encodes 715 amino acids. Lineage: Eukaryota; Fungi; Ascomycota; Saccharomycetes; Saccharomycetales; Saccharomycetaceae.